AUGGGGCUAAAUGCCCCACAAAAUUGGUUCAUUGGGAUCCUGUACAUCGGGAGUGAGUGGGAGAAGGUUUGGUUCAUUGGGAUCCUGUACAUCGGGAGUGAGUGGGAGAAGGUUUUGUUCAUUGGGAUCCUGUACAUUGGGAGUGAGUGGGAGAAAGUUUGGUUCAUUGGGAUCCUGUACAUCGGGAGUGAGUGGGAGAAGGUUUUGUUCAUUGGGAUCCUGUACAUCGGGAGUGAGUGGGAGAAGGUUUUGUUCAUUGGGAUCCUGUACAUUGGGAGUGAGUGGGAGAAGGUUUUGUUCAUUGGGAUCCUGUACAUUGGGAGUGAGUGGGAGAAGGUUUGGUUCAUUGGGAUCCUGUACAUCGGGAGUGAGUGGGAGAACGUUUGGUUCAUUGGGAUCCUGUACAUUGGGAGUGAGUGGGAGAAGGUUUGGUUCAUUGGGAUCCUGUACAUCGGGAGUGAGUGGGAGAAGGUUUUGUUCAUUGGGAUCCUGUACAUCGGGAGUGAGUGGGAGAAGGUUUUGUUCAUUGGGAUCCUGUACAUUGGGAGUGAGUGGGAGAAAGUUUGGUUCAUUGGGAUCCUGUACAUUGGGAGUGAGUGGGAGAAGGUUUGGUUCAUUGGGAUCCUGUACAUUGGGAGUGAGUGGGAGAACGUUUGGUUCAUUGGGAUCCUGUACAUUGGGAGUGAGUGGGAGAAGGUUUGGUUCAUUGGGAUCCUGUACAUUGGGAGUGAGUGGGAGAACGUUUGGUUCAUUGGGAUCCUGUACAUUGGGAGUGAGUGGGAGAACGUUUGGUUCAUUGGGAUCCUGUACAUCGGGAGUGAGUGGGAGAAGGUUUUGUUCAUUGGGAUCCUGUACAUCGGGAGUGAGUGGGAGAAGGUUUGGUUCAUUGGGAUCCUGUACAUUGGGAGUGAGUGGGAGAAAGUUUGGUUCAUUGGGAUCCUGUACAUUGGGAGUGAGUGGGAGAAAGUUUGGUUCAUUGGGAUCCUGUACAUCGGGAGUGAGUGGGAGAAGGUUUGGUUCAUUGGGAUCCUGUACAUCGGGAGUGAGUGGGAGAAGGUUUUGUUCAUUGGGAUCCUGUACAUUGGGAGUGAGUGGGAGAAAGUUUGGUUCAUUGGGAUCCUGUACAUCGGGAGUGAGUGGGAGAAGGUUUUGUUCAUUGGGAUCCUGUACAUCGGGAGUGAGUGGGAGAAGGUUUUGUUCAUUGGGAUCCUGUACAUUGGGAGUGAGUGGGAGAAGGUUUUGUUCAUUGGGAUCCUGUACAUUGGGAGUGAGUGGGAGAAGGUUUGGUUCAUUGGGAUCCUGUACAUCGGGAGUGAGUGGGAGAACGUUUGGUUCAUUGGGAUCCUGUACAUUGGGAGUGAGUGGGAGAAGGUUUGGUUCAUUGGGAUCCUGUACAUUGGGAGUGAGUGGGAGAAGGUUUUGUUCAUUGGGAUCCUGUACAUCGGGAGUGAGUGGGAGAAGGUUUUGUUCAUUGGGAUCCUGUACAUUGGGAGUGAGUGGGAGAAAGUUUGGUUCAUUGGGAUCCUGUACAUUGGGAGUGAGUGGGAGAAGGUUUGGUUCAUUGGGAUCCUGUACAUUGGGAGUGAGUGGGAGAACGUUUGGUUCAUUGGGAUCCUGUACAUUGGGAGUGAGUGGGAGAAGGUUUGGUUCAUUGGGAUCCUGUACAUUGGGAGUGAGUGGGAGAACGUUUGGUUCAUUGGGAUCCUGUACAUUGGGAGUGAGUGGGAGAACGUUUGGUUCAUUGGGAUCCUGUACAUCGGGAGUGAGUGGGAGAAGGUUUUGUUCAUUGGGAUCCUGUACAUCGGGAGUGAGUGGGAGAAGGUUUGGUUCAUUGGGAUCCUGUACAUUGGGAGUGAGUGGGAGAAAGUUUGGUUCAUUGGGAUCCUGUACAUCGGGAGUGAGUGGGAGAAGGUUUGGUUCAUUGGGAUCCUGUACAUUGGGAGUGAGGUUUCCAUUUACAGUUUCUGUGAUGCUUAAUGAUGCUGGGCGAUGUGUGAAUGUUACUGGUUAGGAUGUAAGUGCAGGUUGUAAAGGUUGGUUCAUACAGAAAGUUCAGAACCACUCCAGCUGGUUAUACUGAUCCCAGGGAUUGAGUGUAGACAUCAAGAUGGCAGAUUGAAUUUGGUCUGAUGGUGAAAUGAACUGUUGGGAGUGUGAGAAUGUGGGAUAUUCUGCAGGAAUAUGAGGGAAGAUGGGGAGGGCAA
This is a messenger RNA of Carcharodon carcharias (great white shark), 2204 nucleotides long. RefSeq lists its product as uncharacterized. Bases 1 to 1977 code for a protein of 658 amino acids. The transcript is spliced from 3 exons. Lineage: Eukaryota; Metazoa; Chordata; Chondrichthyes; Lamniformes; Lamnidae. The record is from RefSeq and is a predicted model, not a curated record.